Messenger RNA from Hymenoscyphus albidus, 889 nucleotides. NCBI's taxonomy places the organism in Eukaryota, Fungi, Ascomycota, Leotiomycetes, Helotiales, Helotiaceae. The record is from the annotation of a GenBank genome assembly.
AUGUCUCUCCUAAUCUGUACUUUAUUUCGUUGCGGUCAUCCUUCGCUCGGUUUUGAGGAUCCGCCGGAUCUUUCUGCAAGCUCGGGUACAUUCGAUCAGCCGUCUCGGAAUUCCACGUUUCUUGAGCUCAAGAUUGUCGAAAGUAAUCUUGUGUGCUCAAGCUGCGUCAACUCCUAUCCCACGUUUACAUUCGCGAAGAACGGAUAUAGCAACCGGAUCUCUCGUCUGGCAGAUUUGCUACGAACUCAGGUUGGCAACGAGCCUAUUGACCGACGAGCAUUUGAUAAAAAUACAGAGGAUUCUAUUGAUUCCAAAAUUUCUCCUUCGCAAACUCCAUACAGUCAUACAGACAAGCGCCGUCGAAAUGCUCCUAGCCAGUCCUUACUUCCUCCUAAUCAAUCAUUAUCAGCAAACUAUAAGGAAUCGCAAAAUAAUGCAUUACAACGUGUUCACGAUUCUCGAGUCCGUUACAGACCCGGUUCCGUUCCCAGACCAAUUCUCCCACGUCGUAGUAGAGUCAUAAUAAUCGACCCCAGCGGGAAACAACUUCACUCUGAUGUUCGUCGCCAGCUAGCAAUACACGAUAUAAAUCUUGUCGUUGUGACGGAUCCGAAUGGCGUAUGUCGUAUCGAAGCCUACUGGUUCACAGAGGGAAAUGGGGCUGCCCAAUACCGUUGGCUGGGUUUGAUGUGAGAAAACUCGCAAGCAAUUUCUGUUCUUUGUCAUGGUGGGUUUGUCUUCUACAGAGUCAACUAUGCUCACCUCUCUUUCUCAUCCUCAUCAUCCCUACUAAUUCUUGGUAAGCGACAAGUCUUGGGCUCUAGUGACAGUAAGUGAGUCAGGGAAACGGGAAGUGGCAGUUCAUCAGGCAACUCGUGCGAGGUAUUAA